AUGACACUGGUCCUCCAGCUGAGCAGCAGAGGCAUCACUUCUCACCUUCUUCCUCUCCUUCUCUCUUGCCCAGUGGAGGACAUUAAGGGCCAGAAGCCCGGAGACCCUGAUCGAGGGCCAGACAAAGCUGGAGGGAGCAGGAGGAGGAGGAGAAGGGGGCUGCCCCUCUGUGGGGAGAACGGCACACUGCCCCAGCCCAUCCAGGAGCUGCUGGCUGUCCUGCACCAGGAAGGGCCAUCGACAGAGGGCAUAUUCCGGAGGGCUGCCAGCGGGACGGCGCUUCGGGAGCUGAGGGAGGCCCUGGAUGGCGGUGUGGACCUCGACCUGGGAAGCCAGCCUGUGCUCCUGCUGGCCGUCAUCUUGAAGGUGAGCGCGUCUGGCCUGCAGCUGGAAGAGCUCCUGGCUGGCCUGGAGUGUUCAGAGGCUCACCUGGAGCCCUUGGCACUGCAGGACUUCCUCCGAAGCAUCCCCAGUAAACUCCUUGUGACCAACCUCUACGCAGAGUGGAUGACGGCGAUGGAGAGGACAAGCAAGCAGGAGAAGGGAGGCCGACAAGUUGCCUGCAGCAAAUCUCCUCGUCCUCAAGCGGCUGCUGUCCCUGCUCCAGCAUAUCGACCACAACGUGUGCACCAGCAGGAUGAGCUGCAGCAGUCUGGCCAUCUGCGUUGGGGCAAAGCUGCUGAGCCCAGCCAACGAGGACCUGCUCCUGCUGGAGCUGCUGCUGGAGGUGACUGACAAGGUACGCUGUAUUUCCCGUCCGGCUGCAGCCUUCCCGGCCCACCAGAGCUUGGCCCUUCAGAGGUCCCUGGCUGCCUCCUCUCUUGUGCAAAUGCUGGUGGGGUGGCUGCCUGGAAGAGCAGACCUGCAGCAACAGCCUUCUGCGCAGAGGCAAGUGUCAGGUGUGGGAAAGGCUGCUUCACACGUUUUCAGGCACUUGCGCUGAAAGCAAGGCUUUCCUGUGUGCAGGUGAAUGUGCUAGUGGAGUUCCUGAUUGAAAACUGCAGGAAAAUCUUUGGGGAGGAGAUGGCUGGCCUUUCCAGUCCACCAGUCGAGGAGUUGCCAGCGCCCUUGGGCGGAUCCACAGAGCUGCCUUUGGAAGAGCAAUGUGGCCCUGCAGGCGAAGCAGACGUGGAGCACCAGGCAAAAGCCUUCCUGGACGCACCACCCUCUCUGCUCAUCCUCCAGAAAGCAGUAGGGGCAGACACAGGGAUGGGAUGGGAAACAGCAGAGGCACCUGUUGUUUUGCCUCCAGCCACCCCAGAGACCACAGUGGACUCCCUGGUAUGCACAGAAGAACUCAAGAGCCCUUCAGAGGAAAGCAGGUAAAAUGAGUCAGCUUUGGUUAAAUCCAGAACUGAUUCCAGUUGAUCCUGGCUUUACCUAUCUAAUCACACUGUGGGAUGGAAAGGUUUGCAGGCUCCCCCCAGGAAAAUGAAAACCGAAGAAAAAGAAAGAGAAAAGAGGCCUGGGCAGAGGAGAGGGAAUGCCAACAAGAAAAGGAAAGAAGGAAGAGAGAAAAAGAUGGGGACUGAAAGAAAGCAGGAAGGGCCAGAAGGUGAAGAAGCCCAGGUGUGUACCAGGCUCUGCUGCCCGUCUUUCCCAACUCUGAACACUGCUCUACAUCAGUCGAAGUCGCUGGCAAGGACGGCAAGGGACAGUGCUGCACAGGCUUUGGAAAUAACGCCGUGGCAGCUCCCCAGGGGCUCCCCAUCGAGCCCUGCUGCGUGGUAUUACCCAUGGGGAUAAGGGGCCAGAGCCAUCCUGUAGUCAAUGCCAGCAAUGGCUCUCUCUUCGGGGCUGAAAACAAAUCCUUGUCGACUGUGUUCCCCAAAGAAAGGGGAACCAAGUCAUGCCUGUUCCUGCCUUUGUGGGUUUAUCAGUGCUUUCUGACUCUAUCGUUGUAGGUGCCAGUUUCCGGGUACUGGCUGAACCACGGUGACUCCCAGGUUCCCGCGCUUCAUGUCCACAAUAAAAGGAUAUUUUCUCUUUUCUGACUGCGUCUGCUGUGUGAUCUUCUGGCUGAGGUAGAGUUUGUUUUGUGAUGAAUUGUAUUGGAGGAGUUUGGGAUCAUCCCUUGUCCCAGAAUCCUUUCCAGCAGGCAUCAGGGCUGAGUUCAGGGGCUUUAGGAGUAAAGCACAGAAUCACACAGAAUGGCUGAGGUUAGGAGGGACCUGUGGAGGUCAUCUGGUCCAACCCCUCCACUCAAGCAGGGUCACCUAGAGCAGGUUGCCCAGGACUAUGUCCCCUUGGGUUUUGAGUAUCUCCAAGGAUGGAGAGCCCACAACCUCCCUGGGCAUCCCGUGCCAGCGUUUGUCCCCUCUGACAGCAAAGUUGUUUUCUCAUGUGCAGCUGGCAUAUCAUGUGCUUUAAUUUGCGCCUGUUGCUUCGGGUACUCUCAGUGCACACUCCUGAGAAGAGCCUGGCUCCCUCAUCUUCCUUCCCUCCCAGAAGCUUUUUAUACACAUUGACAAUACACCUCCCCUCCCCUCCAGUCUUCUCUUCCCCCAGCUGGAGAGCGCCAGCUCUCUCAGCCUCUCCUCACAUGGCAACAAGAAGGAGAAUUUCCACCGGUCCUCUUUUGGACACUUUCGGAAGGCCUCCCUCCCUCUCAGAUAAGAAAUUUGAGCCAUUAAUCUACAUCUAGGUUUCCUCAUCAGCUGUGCAAUUGCAGUUUGAUGUGGUGGUGCAGAAACAAAAGUGGAAGGAGCUACCAUCUGUCACCUACCAUGAAGGUCAGCUGUAGCGGAGAGGAUGCGUUCGUUGAUUUGCUACCUCUGUAACAGCAAGCCCAUGCUCAAUUGGGAAUUCAACUGCAGGUUCCUCCUCUCAUCCCAGCCAGGUCCCUUAGUGGUCCCUUGGCUUUCCUGGCUGCUCUGCUGGUUCCCUACUGGCACAAACCAGAGAGGAAACCGUGCAGUGCUCAGCUCUUCAAGGGCUGACAUAACGAGUAAAAGGGGCAAAACUUUUCUCUCUUGUUGCCCGAGCUGAGGAGGAUAUGUUUUUAGUGACACCAAAGGCUUUUGUGACUCUGUCAUGUUUUUCUUCUUU
Aquila chrysaetos chrysaetos is the source of this 3048-nucleotide messenger RNA. Its product is annotated as T-cell activation Rho GTPase-activating protein-like. Gene Ontology annotation, biological process: signal transduction. The transcript has 7 exons. Lineage: Eukaryota; Metazoa; Chordata; Aves; Accipitriformes; Accipitridae. The coding region runs from base 1 to 735 and encodes 244 amino acids. The record is from RefSeq and is a predicted model, not a curated record. Gene Ontology annotation, molecular function: GTPase activator activity.